Messenger RNA from Phycodurus eques (leafy seadragon), 1302 nucleotides. RefSeq names its product TAFA chemokine like family member 3a (gene tafa3a). Bases 562 to 960 code for a protein of 132 amino acids. Lineage: Eukaryota; Metazoa; Chordata; Actinopteri; Syngnathiformes; Syngnathidae. The transcript has 5 exons. Gene Ontology annotation, molecular function: receptor ligand activity. The record is from RefSeq and is a predicted model, not a curated record.
GCUCGGCGCCACAGAGCGAUGACACCGGCGUCUCUCCCCAAUCCUCGGACACCUCCAGUCCAAAGCAUCCCUCCGAUCGGAGGAAACGCAGCUCAAAAGGAAAAUACAACCGCAUCUAGUGCGCAGGAUGGAGGAUUUUUGUUUUGAGAAAAAAAAAAAGAAAAAAAAAUGACUGAAGGAAGGUCGGAAGCAUGCGAGACGGCUCGGCGUGUGCGCAAGGAGCUCGGAAGCAGCCGAAGAUAAGAACUUGAGGAGCUGCAACUUUUAUCGACUUUCAGGUCCACUCGCUUCCCUCUCGUAUCCAUCACACUUGUGCGGACCGCUGGGCUGUUUGCGCGCGUCUGGACACAGCACAACAACGCAAACUGUGCGUAUUUGUGUGUGUGUGUCUGUGUGUGUGCGGGUUUUUUUGUACACUGAGGUUAUGUUUUGUGGAGCCGAGGGGAAAUUGCUUCAGCUAGACCAACAAGAAGAAGAUCAAGAAGAUGUCCGGCUGGGCUUUGUGGUUGAAAACUGAGAAAAAAAUGAAAUCUCGGGAUUAACUGACAGCACGACGACAGAAUGAAGGAGCGAGACCUGCGGGGAACGUGCAGAAAGGCGCUGCUGCUGACCGUCUGCAUGCUGUCUCUUUGGGGACAACUGAGCAUCGCGUCGUCGCACCGGAGCCACAUCGUUCACGUGAAGGCAGGAACCUGCGAGGUGAUCGCCGCGCACCGAUGCUGCAACAAGAACAAGAUCGAAGAGCGAUCGCAGACCGUCAAAUGCUCCUGCUUCCCGGGACAAGUGGCGGGAACGACGAGGGCGGCUCCGUCUUGUGUGGACGCAUCCAUCGUUGCACAGAAGUGGUGGUGCCAGAUGCAUCCCUGCAUGGACGGCGAAGAGUGCAAAGUGCUGCCGGACUUUAAAGGAUGGAGCUGCAGUACAGGCAACAAAGUGAAGACCACCAAGGUCACACGAUAGUCGUCUGUUUGGGACCAGGCGUCGUUUAUUUCACAGUUGGACACUCGGAUAUAAUUUUUUUCCCCCCCUAGGAUUGCUGGAGACCAACAAGGACUUUGGUCACAGACAGUCCCUCAAAAAAGGACAAUGGAAUGGGCUUCAAAUAAGACUGCGUUUCCCAAAAAGAUUCCCAACGUUAGCAUCAUCGGUAACUCGACUCCUCAGCAAACAUCUCUUUGUAUUAUAGUUUGACUCCUACGGACCAGAGGACUCCAACAUGAAGAUAUUUAUUAGCUGAAAGACUGUGGAUUACGAUAACAGCAAACUAAAAAAAAAAAAAAAAAAGUAAGAAGAAAAAUGUGA